AUGAACAAAUGUCUACAUUUACAUCAAGGGAGAACGAGGAUUAUUACACAUGUAUUAUUCGAUUUCAACUCGAAAGAACGCCGGUCAGAUUUGUUCAAAUCGUCAUUUCUUGACAUUGUUGCCAAGGGUGUCGAGAAUACCGGCAACAGGAGGGGCAAGUCCGCCCAGACCAAGAGAAGUCAGAUGAAGGGAACAUCGGGGGGACAGAUCGUUGAGGAGCUGUCGCUUCUUAACAUGAUUGCCGAGAGUAUCAACAAUACCGGCGACAGGGGGUGCCAGUCCACCAAGACCAAGAGAGGCCAAGAGGAGGGCGACAUCUGGAGGGGAGAUGCCACCCAGGCCGAGAGAGAUCAACAGAAGGGCGACAUCGGGGGACAAGUCAUUCAGCAACUGUCGCUUCUUGACGUUAUUGCCAAGAGUGUCUACGAUAGCACCAACUGGAGGAGCAAGCCCGACAAGUUCCAGGGACGCGAGGAGGCCAGCGACAGGAGGCUCCAGGCUCUUGAGUAG
Verticillium alfalfae VaMs.102 is the source of this 510-nucleotide messenger RNA. RefSeq lists its product with no specific name. The record is from RefSeq and is a predicted model, not a curated record. The coding region runs from base 1 to 510 and encodes 169 amino acids. Lineage: Eukaryota; Fungi; Ascomycota; Sordariomycetes; Glomerellales; Plectosphaerellaceae. The transcript is spliced from 3 exons.